AUGACGAGUGCCGAUACCGUUACAACGUUACAACGCAUUGCUAAUUUGCUUCGCAUUGACAGCAUCGAAGCAACACAAGCAUCGAAUUCAGGCCAUCCAACAAGUUGUUCAUCGAUGGCUGAAAUCGUCAGUGUUUUGUUUUUUGAUGUUAUGCAUUAUGAUCCAAAGGAUCCACGUAAUCCAGCCGCUGAUCGAUUCGUUCUCUCCAAAGGACAUUGCGCGCCAAUUUUGUAUGCUGCUUGGGCUCAAGCUGGCGCUUUUCCAGUAGCAGAUCUUAAAAACCUUCGAAAAAUCGAUUCCGAUUUAGAAGGUCACCCAACACCCCGGUUAAACUUUAUUGAUGUUGCUACCGGUUCAUUAGGUCAAGGGUUAGGAUUUGCAAGUGGUAUGGCAUAUGCUGGCAAAUACUUCGACAAAUCCGAUUAUCGAGUCUACUGCGUUCUUGGUGAUGGUGAAUGUUCGGAAGGUAGUGUUUGGGAAUCAUUUGCAUUUGCUUCGUUUUACAAAUUGGACAACCUUUGCGCCAUCAUCGACAUCAAUCGACUUGGUCAAAGUGAUCCAACACCAUUGCAACAUGAUUUAGAAACAUACCGAAAACGCGUUGACGCUUUUGGAUGGCAUCCAAUUAUUGUCAAUGGACAAGAUGUUUCUCAAUUACUCGCUGCAUUCAAAGAAGCAUCGGAAACAAAAGAUAAACCAACAUGUAUCUUAGCCAAAACAUUCAAAGGCAGUGGCUUGAAAGGCAUUGAAAACGAAUUAGACUGGCAUGGUAAACCAUUGGGUGACAAAGCAGACGAACUUGUUGCUAAUUUGAGAAAAUUAGUCAACGAAGAAAGUUUAGUUCGACCAGCGAUCAAGAAAAUCGUUGCUAAAGUUCCAGAAAUAAAAAAAGACAAAGAAAUCAAAUUAUCAACACCACCAAACUAUGAUGGCAAAAAAGAGAUUGCUACACGUCUUGCACAUGAUGGUGAUACAAAGAAUUCAACAUACUCAAUCAAAUUCCAUGAUGCAUUUCCAAAACGUUUUGUUGAAUGUUACAUUGCCGAACAAAAUAUGGUUCAAGUUGCAAUUGGUAUUGCCACCCGUCAACGUUAUACCGCGUUUGUUCACACAUUCGCUGCAUUUCUCUUACGUGCUGCUGAUCAAAUACGUAUGGGUGCCAUUUCGUUCACACGAGUCAAGUAUGUUGGCUCACAUGCCGGUGUAUCCAUUGGUGAAGAUGGCCCAUCACAAAUGGCUCUGGAAGAUUUCGCUUUCUUCCGCACGGUUCCACAUAUUGUUUGUUUCUAUCCAUCGGAUGCUGUUUCAGCUGAACGCGCCGUUGAGUUAGCAGCCAACUAUGAUGGAGCUGUUUACAUUCGUACAAGUCGACCAAAUUUUCCAAUCUUAUAUAAAAAUGAUGAAGUUUUUCAAAUCGGAAAAGCUAAAAUCAUCGUCGAAUCAUCCAAUGAUGUUUGUACAAUUGUUGGUGGUGGUGUUACACUACAUGAAGCUGUUAAAGCAUCGGAAAAACUCAAAGCACAAGGCAAAGCUAUUCGUGUCAUUGACGCUUUUACAGUCAAACCCAUCGAUCGAGAAACUAUUCUCAAAUCGGCCAAUGCAACACACAACCGAAUCAUCGUUGUGGAAGAUCACUACCUCGAAGGUGGCCUCGGCGAAGCUGUCAUGGCUGCAUUAGCUGACCAAGCUGACAUAAAAAUCAUUCACUUAGCUGUCCAAGAAGUUGCCCGCAGUGGCAAAUCGGCUGAAUUAUUAAGCAAAUAUGGCAUUGAUGCUGAACAUAUCGUCAAUGCUGUAGAAAAGCUUCUUUGA
Molecule: messenger RNA, 1812 nt
Organism: Adineta ricciae
Lineage: Eukaryota; Metazoa; Rotifera; Eurotatoria; Adinetida; Adinetidae
Source: the annotation of a GenBank genome assembly